AUGCAGCAUGCGAGGAUGCUCGGUGCCAGCUCGAAUGAAGGUGCUGUCAAGAAUCGAUCUGCUGCGAGCAAAGGGACAGCGUCUCCUCGGAGUCAGCGGCACAUGUCGUCGAACCAGGCGAGUUUAACCGUCGGGCUGAACCGUGUUUUUUCCAACCACAACCAUGGGCAACAUCGUCAUCGCAAUCACCAUCAUCAUGAUCAUGAUAGUGACAGCGACAUUUACAAAAACAGCAGGACACUUGUUGCUGGAAGAACAAGCCAUUCGAGCAACAGACUAGAUAGGCUGGAUAGCAGCAGAUCGGAUGCAGCGAGCAAAAAAGAUCUUUCCAAUAACCAUUACAUUGAAGAAACCAAGCCUGUUCAAGUGACACUAUGGUUCCACGAACUUCGCACAACAAAGGAGGACAUAUUGAUAGAUCCAAACUCAUUGCCAAAUGGAAUUUCUCCAGGCCAAGUCAUUGAAAUCCAGAGCCUUGACAGCAGCAACGCCAACAAUAAUAAAAAACUCAUUUUCAAACUUGGUCCAAAAAACAUCCAGAACCAAAACGACAAUGCUGAUUCGUCGCUGACGGAAACCAGACUCAAAUCCCUGGUCCACUCGCAAUCGCAAUCGCAGGUGUCUCUCAUGUCGCAUCCUUUCCAAAACUUAUUGGACUUGGCUCCGAGAAGCGUGAUUCAAAUCAGGAAAAUCACCGAUCUUGAUUCUGUGGCAAUCGACUCGAUGGAGGUGUUCAUCAAGGAUGUCAAUUUGUCGCGAGAUGCCAUGUGGCAAUUUGCCUCUACGCUAGUGGGAACUUGCUGCUACUCCGAACAACGUUUGACCUACUUGGGCUUUAGAAUCGGGGUGGUGAAAUACAUUUACAAACAUGGACGUCGGGUGUUUUCAGGCUACGUUAAUGAAGAAACAAAAGUCAUCUUUCGAAGCGAGAGCGCCAAAUUGACGGUGCUUGUUCAAUUGUCCCGUGAAAUGUGGAACUUUGAAGAAAAUGGCGAGAUUAUGUUCCACAAACUAGUCAACAACUUGUUUCCCAAGAUUUUCCGACGAUGGCGCAACAAGGGCACCCACCAUUCGAUCACAAUUGUUUUAUUCACCAGCGUGGAUUUGACUGAUAUUCCAUGGACCAACUUGGCUCCUGGAGAAAGACCACCGACGCGCAAAGAUUUCUACCGAGUCGUGGUUGACCAAGUAAACAUAUUGCACUGGGACCGCAUAAUGGCAAACCUUCGUCUUGAGUUUGCCAAUUUCAAACGAGAUAUCUUGUUGCGUCCGGGAAAAGAGGACUCUAGUUACGUUAUGGAGGGACAGACGUUGCCAGCGGUCAAGGGCAAUCUCCUUGAAGCAGUCAACGUGGGCUUGGUUUUGCUCAACGAUCGGUUCAGGAAUACAGACCUCAAGCAUUCCUUGGGCCAUUUCAUGGUAAUCACCGCGGGCACUGGCUUGUACGACGUCGACUACAAGAUGCUAUUGGACACAAGCCAGAAGAUCACCAGCAUAGACACCAGCCUUGAUAUCAUAUGCUUGAACCAGCCUCCCUUGCAUGUAACUCCGUUAUUUCGAUUUAUUAGAGACGGCAAACUCAGCCACUGUGUUCCCAUAUGGUGCGACAUUUCGUUUUAUCGCGACAACCAAGAAGAAAACUCCAUUUGGAUCCCCAGGUGCAAGAUUUACGAGUUGCAGAUGAUGGGAGUCAUGGAAAAUGAUAGCAGCUUUGCAUGGAUACCACGAUAUCAUCUCGACAAACAAACCCAGCAUCUUCCCAGAGUCAUGGACAGGUAUGACGAAAAUGUCUUUAAACCCAUUCGCCGCAAGUCAGAGAAAAUCGCGGAAUCGACAACAGAGGAACCAAAGUUUAAAGCACCCCUGGUCAAGAACUCAAAGGCCACCUUGUCAUUGAUUUUCAAUGAGCGCACGUCGUUGAUACCAGUUGACAGCUCCACCACCAAUUCAUCUGCAGUGGGCACGGUGACGCAUCCAGUUACCAAUACUUCAGCGCUCACCAAGUUAUACAACAUAAACAAAAACAGCGAUAGGAAGCCCAAAUCUCCCACGUCUUCAAUUUACAGUGAUGCGUCUCCACCAUCAAUACAGCAGCAGCAGCAGCAGCAGCAACCGCCACAACAUCCGCUACAGCAUCUACAGCCGUCUCUGCGGUCUACUUCGUCCCCGCGCAUGCUGUCGCCACGCAUACCGCCACCUACGUCUUCCUCCUCCUCCACCACCACCUCCUCCGCCUCAAAAUUAAACAUUGAGACUUUCCGAAAAGAUGCUGGUUCUCCUCGGAUCAUCCAGGGGAAAACGCUUUUCAGCAGAAGGGAAACUGCUCAGUCUCAGUCUUCACACCUGCCAGAAGAGGCUAUGCUGCCGCAGGGGGACAAGGUGGUGUCGGUGCCUACCCCAGAAACAGAAUGUGACGACCCCUAUUGCGCCUAUUGGACAGAAAUCAAAAACCCUUCGCAGCAGGUUCCUGGCGACAUUUUGCAGGCGGCUCCCUUGAGCAGAUGGAGCAAUUUGUUUCCGGAUAACAUUCAAAGAAAACUCAUCAAAUGGAGGUCGUUCCAAGCCCCCGCGGCCUUACCAAUCGUGACGCGAGUGUUUCCCACCCAGAAACAAUUGCAUGAGAAUUACACAUUCCAACUUUACUCGGUGUACUUGAAUCCAGAUAACUACUUGGAGCUCGACACGACUUCUGACCUCAUGAGGGAAAUGAUACAGUUGCGGUUGAUGCUAGGGUUCCAAAUCUGCUACGGCGACAAAGUCAAAAAGGCAGAGGCCGAGAGAAACUCGGAUGGGCUCAUCAAGUAUUUCCCUUUGGGCAGCUGCUUGGGCUCGUUAAUUUGCAUGUCUAUUGGCGACGAGAUUCAUCGUAUCCAUUGCGACUUCAACGGCAACUUGAAUGUUCAAUUGUAUAGAAAAAAAAACAAAGUACAGGAAGAGAAUAAAAUCAUGUUGGGGCAGCGUCCACAAGCGCCCUACUACCCAUUGAUCCGUACGCGAUACGCCGACGAAUUUGUUCCUGCUCAGGUCGACGCGUUGGUUUCACACCCGCAAACGUACAACUGGAACCAAUUCGAUCAGAUGUUGGCCGGGUUUGACGAUUCCAUGCCCGAGGAUAGAAAAGAGUUUCACAAGAUGAAAUUCGUGGUUAUGCCCGCGGAUAUCCCGCAAAAUGCCUAUUUCUUGAGUAAUGAACAAUUGACAGCUGAAGAGAUUCGAGUAGAAGGAUUGCGGAAGUUGAUUGGGGUAAUUGAAAAGGGCAAGUAUUCUAAAGCCAAGCUGAAUUUGAAGAAUAACUCGCCAAGGGUCUCAGACAUCAUUUUUUACACGGGCAACUUGUUUGAUUUCUUAAACGACGAGGCCGAGAAUUACGACAUUACGGGGAAUCAACCGACGUUGAUGAUACCAGAGCACAUGAGAUUCAACAAGACGAUCAAAUUGCCGGAACUUGCGCUGGAAAUGCAGAAUCCACGCACGGGAUUGAACUUGGUGGACCGCAAUUGGCAUUUUAAAAAGCAUUUGCAGUGCUUUAUAGGAAGCGAGCUUGUGACUUGGUUGGUGGAGUCGUUUGAAGACAUUGAUACUCGCGACGAGGCAGUUUCAUAUGGGCAAAGUUUGAUAAACAAGGGCUUGUUCAAACACGUUGAGCUGAGACAUGGUUUUAUAGAUGGCUAUUAUUUCUAUGAGAUUGAGCCGCAGUAUUUUGAAAAAAUGGAGAAAAUCAAAAGGGGUUCCUGGUUUGGCAACACGGCGAAAAGGGAAGGAUCAACUACUCCAAAGAGCAACGCCUCGCCGCGAAUCCAGGGCCAAGACGACUUGAUCAAAAUUACAUCGUCGCUGAACUUGACGUCUGAGUCGUCUUCGGUGACUGACUCGACGACGCACCGGAAGCGGAAAAAAUUCAACUUGAGUAAAUCGGUCAAGUUCAACGUCGACCCCUUGGGCAGAUCGUAUCGUCCUGAAUUGAUGACGGUGCAUUAUGACAAGGUCCACAAUCCUGAACAUUGCUACCACAUUAGAUUGCAAUGGCUCAACACCACCAACAAGUUUAUCGAAGACACCAUCACCGCAUGGUCGCGUUUGUGUGAACGGUAUGGGUUGAAGUUGGUUGAGACACCCUGGAAAGAGCUCUGCUCGAUUCCCAAGGUCAGUCCCUUCCACUCCUUUGUGGAGGUUAAAUUACUGAUCAAUCCGUGGCACGAUGAGGAAUUUGCCGAUGACCAGAUCUUGUCGGCAAACCGAUACUACUACCACCUUUUCUUUUUGAAAAAAUUGGACUUUUUGUUAGACAACAGAGCCUCGUCGUUCUUCCUGCGCGAUAACAUAGAAAUCACCUAUAGUUGGGGCAAGCCCAUGUUUCAAUACGCCCAGUUUAUCCACCGCACGGGGUUCUACAUAAUCGAGUUGAGAGAUAACGGCGACUUUUUCUUGGCGCCCAACAAUAUGCACUUGAUCCGAGUGGGUGCCUCGAGCUCACCUUCCUCGGGCGACUAUGGCUCCAAUGCAAGGGCGAUCCAUUUGGACUCGCAAAGGAUCAUGAUGAAUUUCCGCGCCGCGUGUCAGAAUGUUGACUACUUGAGAGGAGUAUUUCGAGAAGCAAAGAGUAGUUGGUCCGAAGAGACAAUCACUCAAAUAUAG
Lodderomyces beijingensis is the source of this 4635-nucleotide messenger RNA. The record is from the annotation of a GenBank genome assembly. Lineage: Eukaryota; Fungi; Ascomycota; Pichiomycetes; Serinales; Debaryomycetaceae.